CCCAGAGAUAGUCCUCGCAGAGAUUUCUCAAGUGCGCGUUAUUUGCGCCCCAGAACAAGAACCACCAGUGGUUCUGGGGCGGAAUCUGCCGGAGUGCGGGCACGGUUGGAAGGCCAUCGUCUGCCCCGCCGCAUGUGCCUGCCCUUCCUUGAAGGUCGACCAGGCUGGCUUACUGAAGAGCCAACGCCGGUCUAAGGCAUGGAUGGGUUUUUAAGAUCCGAUGAGAGACAAAGACUAGCCAAAGAAAGACGAGAAGAAAGAGAAAAAUGUCUCGCUGCCCGAGAGCAACAGAUCCUGGAGAAACAGAAAAGAGCCAAGCUCCAGUACGAAAAGCAAAUUGAGGAGCGAUGGCGGAAACUGGAAGAGCAGCGGCAGCGGGAGGACCAGAAGAGGGCUGCUGUGGAAGAGAAGAGGAAACAGAAGCUCCGGGAGGAGGAGGAGCGGCUGGAGGCGAUGAUGCGCAGGUCCUUGGAGCGCACACAGCAGCUGGAGCUGAAGAAGAAGUGUUCGUGGGGAGCAUCGUCUUCGCUGGCAGGGGGGCCAGGAGGACGAGAUGCAUCUGACAAACUUUCAACAUCAACCAUGAAUUUGCCAAAGCAGAUGGAGCCUCCCAUGAGUAAGCGCCUGUCUUCCUCCACCGUGGCAAUAUCCUAUUCCCCAGACCGAGCUCAUCGCACGCACCUUAGUCCCACGGAGCCCUUUCUUAUGCGACUAUUGACACCCACACAGGCUUCUCUAGCCAGAAGCAGAAGUUCACUCAUGCUCUCUGAGCAGGCCAAUGACUCAGCUCCUGCUGGCCCUCUUAAAUCUUCCUACAAGUCUUCUCCCACUCGGAACCCAGAGAAAAAGAAAGCUCCAUCUUCAUCUGGUGGAGGAGAUGCUGGAAAGGGAGCCCCGGCAGGAGCAGAGUCCUCUCCGACACAGAAGGCGAAGAAGGGGCAGCGAACAACUAAUUCCAUUCCCAGUGUGGGCCUGGGGUCCCCUCUGAAAAGAUGUGAUUUUCCAGGAGGUGUUUCUAAGAGAUCAUCUUCUCCUGUGACAUCCAAGACAACUGCAAAAGCAUAUCCACAGUCUCCAAAGAACGUGAAGCCACCGUACCCAGGAUCUCCAGGGAAAUACCGCAGUCCAACCUUUCCCAACCAAGAGACACCCAAGAAGAAAGCAGAGAAAGAGAAGAGCAACAAGGAGCGGGAAGGCACCGUGGGGCAGCAGGCGAUCAGCCCACCCGGAGAGGAAGCCCCUGAGAAGCACGUGGCAGACAAGCACGUCACAGAGAAGCACGCAGCAGCCGGAGCAAAGGCCGAGGGCAGUGCAGGGAAGCCCCCAGCAGGCACCACCGAUGCAGAAGAGGCUUCGAAGAUCCUGGCUGAAAAGAGACGCCAGGCCCGACUGCAGAAGGAGCAGGAGGAGCAGGAGCGGCUGGAGAAGGAAGAACGAGAUAGGCUGGAGAGAGAGGAAUUGCAAAGAAAGGCAGAAAAGGAAAGAAUUCGUUUAGAAGAGGAAACCCAUAAGUAUGAAGAAGAAAAGAAGCUGCAGAAAGAGGAAGAGAAAACAAAGAUAGAAGAGGAGGCCAAGCAGAAAGCCAAGGAAGAGCUAUUGUUGAAAGAAGAGCAAGAGAAAGAAAAGCAAGAGAAGGAAAACCAAGAAAAGGCCAUGGUUGAAAAACAGAAGGAAGCAGCAGAAGCAAAGGCCCAGGAGGCAGCUAAACAGAUGCGUCGAGAAAGAGAACAGAUCAUGCUGCAGAUUGAGCAGGAGCGACUAGAGAGGAAGAAGAGAAUAGAUGAAAUCAUGAAGAGAACAAGGAAGAGUGAGGUGUCCCCAGAAGUUAAGAAAGAAGACCCCAAAGCAGAACUUCAACCAGCUGUGUGCAUGGAAAAUAAGACAAAGCCAGUUGUCCCCAACAAAAUAGAAAUCAGUUGCUUGAACACCAGCCAGGAAGUUAAUGGUGUGGGGCGCUCUGCACCGGAAAGUUUUCCCCGAGAUGUUUUCUCUAAUGGACUUAAACCAGUUGGGGGACUUGUUCAUCUGGACACCCUGGAUGGAAAAUCAAACAGUCUGGAUGAUUCAACUGAGGAAGUUCAGUCUAUGGAUGUGAGCCCCGUCUCAAAAGAAGAGCUUAUCUCCAUCCCAGAAUUUUCCCCAGUGAGUGAAAUGAUUCCUGGGGUGUCUCUGGACCAAAACGGAACUGGUCAUGCCCGGGCACUUCAAGAUCUCUUAGAUUUCACCGGCCCCCCCAUGUUUCCCAAGAGAUCCAGUGAAAAUCUCAGCCUGGAUGACUGUAACAAAAACCUGAUCGAAGGAUUUAACAGUCCUGGCCAAGAAAAUACUUUGAACACCUUCUGUUGACAAAUACAGCAUCACUUUAAUGAAAGGUGUUUGGAGCACCCAUGAAGCUGCUGGUAGUCAGAUCGGCUGCCAGCUCUCUGAAGAAGCUUCCAUCGUCUUUACCCACUGGAUUGCAAUUUAUUAGAGCGAAAUGUAACUGCAUUCUUAGUUAGUAGGUCACACACUGGCCGCUCUUGGUAGAAACCUUGAGGUGUCGGCUUUGUCCGGCUUUAGCGAAGUUUCAUGUUCUGGUUCUAUUUAUGAGCUUCAGCUGCUGAUGAAGCGCUUCCUGUGCUGCUCUAGUAUCCUAGUGACCCUCCGCGUAACGGAGUGACUCUGGCCUGGACCUUAGAAGCAUCCUUAUUCCCAAAGGUGGAGCAUAUAAACAUUUAGCUGUCUUUUCUUGUAAAUAUGCUAGGCAUUCACCCAGACUCUACCUAAAUACAUCCUGAACUUGGGCUCAUAGCUCCUGUUUUUAUGUAGAAUGACAAAUCCAGAAGGGUUCCCCUCUGGGGCUUCUCUGAUGGAAGUUCCUGCGAAGAAACUGUUUUUUAUUACACCUAGCUACCUGCAAGACAUGUCGCCCCAUGUUACUCGGGGUGGGGGGGCGGGUGAAGGGCUAAAGGAUGAUGUCUAGUUGAGGAAGGAAGCCAUUAAACAGUGGGUAAAGUUCUUAGCAUAUUUUUCUACAAAUGGGCACCGGACUCGAGCAAGGAGCUUUGCAUGUUGCAGCGCAGAGGCUGCAGGCUGUAGUCAUGGAAGCCAUGCAGGCUGCUGGACCGACUGAAGCGGCGCUCACGCACAGGUGGUCGAGUCUCAAGUUGGUGGUGAUGGCUUUUCUCUUGGGUCUGGGAGGUGAGGGGCUUUUGUUUGGUUACACCUGUGUUGCUCAACUCUGAUGAAGCCAGGCGCCAAUGAAGUAAGAUUCCCGAACUGGAUCCAGUGUGUCACUUGAAUGGACUUGAACUUAAAGAACAUCCAAAUGGGGGACAUGACGCCAGAACGUAUUUUCCACGCAUUCCAUGCUGUGUAGCAGUGUCCUCUUAAUUUCUUGUGGGGAAAUGAGACUUCCAGAUCAACAUGACCCUUCUUUGAUUUUUUUUCCAGCUAUUACAAUAGGGAGCUUAGAAAGAUCUGUAAUUCUGAGAGAUUUGCAACCAGAAGACAUAAAGAAGUAAUCAGUAGUAAUUUUUUGCUUUUAAAACCAGCUACAGUUUAACUGUUAUGGAAGCUGUAUGUUUGUGUCUGUGUAUAUACUAAAUAAAAUUGUCUCCAAUGCCA
Messenger RNA from Condylura cristata (star-nosed mole), 3606 nucleotides. RefSeq names its product MAP7 domain containing 2 (gene MAP7D2). NCBI's taxonomy places the organism in Eukaryota, Metazoa, Chordata, Mammalia, Eulipotyphla, Talpidae. Gene Ontology annotation, biological process: microtubule cytoskeleton organization. Bases 199 to 2346 code for a protein of 715 amino acids. The transcript is spliced from 17 exons. The record is from RefSeq and is a predicted model, not a curated record. Gene Ontology annotation, cellular component: microtubule cytoskeleton.